Messenger RNA from Medicago truncatula (barrel medic), 1312 nucleotides. Its product is annotated as protein DOWNY MILDEW RESISTANCE 6. The record is from RefSeq and is a predicted model, not a curated record. The transcript is spliced from 4 exons. NCBI's taxonomy places the organism in Eukaryota, Viridiplantae, Streptophyta, Magnoliopsida, Fabales, Fabaceae. Bases 57 to 1070 code for a protein of 337 amino acids.
UUUCAUAAGCACAGUGUGCAUGCUACUCAAGCUCCAAGGUACACUAAUUAAGGAUUAUGAAUAUGGAUGGCAAGCUCGUGUCUACCUGGUACAAUCUUCACUCUUCUGUGCCAGAAUCUUAUGUGCAACCAGCAGAAAGACAACCUUGCAAUGCUGUUUUGUCCACUAUUAAGACAAUUCCAGUGAUUGAUCUUGGAGGACAUGAUCGUGAUGAUAUCAUAAGAAACAUCGUUAAGUCCUCCGAGGAAUAUGGAUUUUUUCAGGUUGUGAAUCAUGGAGUUGCUAAGGAAUUAAUGGAUGAUACAUUAAGAAUUUUCAAAGAAUUUCAUGCCAUGCCUGCCAAUGAAAAGUUAAUUGAAAGUUCAAAAGAUCCAAAUGGAAGCUGUAAACUCUAUACAAGCAGUGGAAGGAAUUGUGCAGAUGUGGCUAAGUAUUGGAAGGAUUCAUUGAGACACCCUUGUCCACCUUCUGGAGAAUUUACUGAAUAUUGGCCUGAGAAACCAGAGGGAUACCGUGAAAUUGUUGGAAAAUAUACACAAGAACUAAGAGCACUAGGGCUGAGAAUUUUGGAUCUGAUUUCUGAAGGGUUGGGACUAAGCCCUAAUUACUUCUCUGAAGAACUAAGUGCUAAUCCAGUACUUAUAUCUCAUAACUACCCUCCUUGUCCAGAACCAAGUUUAACAUUGGGAGCAUCAAGCCACAAAGAUCCAAACAUUCUAACCAUUCUUUUUCAAGAACCAAAUAUCACUGCACUUCAAGUCUUGAAAGAUGGGGCAUGGAUUCCUGUUGAGCCAAUUCCUAAUGCUUUUGUUGUUAAUAUGGGGCUUAUGCUUCAGAUAAUUACCAAUGGAAGGCUUAUUGGUGCUGAACACCGAGUUAUAACAAAUUCAAGCCCUAAUAGGCACACUAUUGCCUAUUUCAUUAACCCAAAAAAAGAUGCAAUCAUAGGACCUGCAAAGCCUCUUGCAAGUUCAACUUCACAAGCCAUAUAUCCAUCCAUGCCAUUUGGAGAAUUGUUGGAGAAUUUUAUGAACAAGGGUCCUUACUUUGAAGCUGAAUUCCGCUUAUAAAAAUUUAAUUUUUGUGCCUGAGGAAAUAUACAAGUAAUCAUGAAUAAGUUGUUGGACUGGUAUCCAAGCAAAUGAAUAAUUUAUCUUGUAGUUUUUGACUUUAUGAAGGUCUUAUUUAUGACCAAACAGUUAUGUGCAACCUUCCUCUCUUGGUCUUGAGUUGAAUUAAUUUGUCUUUCACUUAGAGUAAUUUUAUAUCAUAUACUGUUGGAAAAAUUAAAUAAGUGAUAGACAUUUGGUGA